AAGAUCGUGAGUGGUUGUUCGGCCGGCGGGAAAAUUAGCGGGAAAGUGUGUGCUGAUAAGCAUUUACUGCAACACCUAUAGCUUAGAGCUCCGAAGUCUAGCUCCGAGUAAAACAUUCGCUCAUUAGUAAAACAAACAGGCCAAGUCAAACAAGUUCUGAGCAGAAUACGUAGACAAACACGGCGUAUACUUAACGCGUUGCCCAACAGGCUGUCUAACGGGUUGCGCAUACGUCCCCUUCGACUCCAAUACCGUUACCAGCAGCGGCGUGCGAGCAAUGAACCACGCAGGGCCAACAGCAACAGAGACAACAAGAACAACAAACAUUUGGUCGAAUCAUACGACUGCGAAACGCACAACGGCAGCUGUUGAAGAGCGCUCAUAAACGCGUCACAAAAAAGCAAAAAAAAAAAAACAAACCGAAAAAUAGAUAAAUUAACGAAGACUAGCGACCGAGCAAUCGCAAAUUGGCACGUUUCUGUAGCGCUAUACGGUGAGAUUGGCGUGGCUAAGACGUAUCGCUGCAACUAAUCGCUAUGGGAUACGACGACGUCAUCAAACACCUGGGCGAAUUUGGAAGGUAUCAGAGACGCAUUUACUUGCUGCUGUGCCUGCCCGCAAUUAUCUGUGCCUUCCAUAAGCUGGCCGGCGUCUUUCUACUGGCCCGUCCAGAGUUUCGCUGCUUGUUGCCGUUCGAGGAUGCCUCGACGGCCAGCUACGAUUCACUACCGCUCACGCAGUGGCCUCUCCAUUAUCCACUGAACAAUGAGACCGGGAAAUGGGAGAGUUGUGAGUACUACGACCGUGACUACAACAAUUCAACCGAUUCAGAUUCAGAUACCGCUGUGAAUGACAGGCUGCACUGCAGCCGCUAUGUCUAUGACAAGAGGAAGUUUGCAAACAGCGCUGUCACCGAAUGGAACAUGGUUUGUGGCCGCAGCGCGCUCUCGGCCACCAGCGAUUCUCUGUUUAUGGUGGGCGUGCUCCUAGGCAGCUUCAUAUUCGGCCAAAUGUCCGACAAACUGGGUCGCAAGCCAACCUUCUUUGCCUCGCUUGUUAUCCAGUUGGUGUUCGGCGUAAUUGUGGCUGUCGCACCUGAAUAUUUCACCUACACGAUAUCUCGCAUGAUUGUCGGCGCUACCACCUCGGGCGUGUUUCUGGUAGCCUAUGUGAUAGCGAUGGAAAUGGUGGGCGCCUCGUAUCGUCUGUUUGCGGGCGUGGCUAUGCAAAUGUUCUUCUCAGUAGGGUUUAUGCUGCUCGCUGGCUUUGCCUAUUUCAUACACGACUGGCGUUGGUUACAGAUCGCUCUGACACUGCCGGGACUGCUCUUUAUGUGUUACUAUUGGAUUGUACCCGAAUCGACGCGCUGGCUGCUCUUGAAGGGGCGCAAGGAGGAGGCCUUUGUCAUUAUUGAAAAGGCGGCGCGUAUCAAUGGGGCUACGAUACCGACUCAUAUUUACGACGAACUGGUUGAGGAAGUAGCCGAGCAAAAGAAACAGGAUGCUCUCGCCGUCAAGGAACCCAAGCCCUCGGUACUAGACCUCCUACGCUAUCCAAAUUUGCGUCGUAAGACGCUUCUCAUUUUCUUCGACUGGUUUGUCAAUAGCGGUGUAUAUUAUGCACUGUCCUGGAAUACAAAUAAUCUGGGCGGCAACGCUCUGCUUAACUUCAUGAUCUCUGGCGCUGUGGAGAUACCCGCGUACAUUUUCCUGCUGCUCACUCUCAACAGGUGGGGACGCCGCUCUAUUCUGUGUGGGACCAUGCUGCUAGCCGGCUCCAGUUUGCUGUUGGGUGUCUUGGUUCCCAGCACUAUGAACUGGCUGAUCAUCACGUGUGCGAUGGCGGGAAAACUGGCCAUCACUGCUUCCUAUGGAACGGUGUACAUCUUCACCGCUGAGCAGUUUCCCACGGUGGUGCGCAAUGUGGGAUUAGGCGCCUCCUCUAUGGUAGCGCGUGUGGGCGGCAUACUGGCACCCUAUGUGAAUAUAUUAGGCGAGAUCUGGCAGCCACUGCCGUUUCUCAUGUGUGGAGCACUCUCAUUCACCGCCGGUCUGCUGUCGUUACUGCUUCCAGAGACGCACAAUAAACCGAUGCUGGAGACCAUUGCAGAUGGUGAGAACUUUGGCAAAAGUGGGGAGCCGAGCGGAGAGGCCGGCGAGGAACUGAACACCAUGCUAAACGGGCAACACAACGGCAAGGCGAGCUAAUUAGAGGUGACCGGGCUGCGGGAAGACCAUCUUGUUAAAUUCAUGUUAUUAUCUAGACAUAGAGCACUUUGUUGAUACAUCUUUACAGGACGUUGUUCUAUCAUUCAUCUGUGUACCUAAUAAAUAAUAAAAUUUGUAAGCAAUGCAGCCAUA
Messenger RNA from Scaptodrosophila lebanonensis, 2360 nucleotides. RefSeq names its product organic cation transporter protein-like. The transcript has a single exon. Gene Ontology annotation, cellular component: membrane. Bases 537 to 2207 code for a protein of 556 amino acids. Gene Ontology annotation, biological process: transmembrane transport. Gene Ontology annotation, molecular function: transmembrane transporter activity. NCBI's taxonomy places the organism in Eukaryota, Metazoa, Arthropoda, Insecta, Diptera, Drosophilidae. The record is from RefSeq and is a predicted model, not a curated record.